AUGUAUACUACAACUUAUGGUUACCCUAAUAAUGCUUAUAUGCAGCAAUCUUCUGACUACUAUAGCCAGCAACCUUAUCCUGUUUACAACAACGGCGGUAAUACGGGUGGUUUCUGGAGUGCGUUUGGAACUGGAGGAUUUCCCGGCGAACCACCUUUAUUAGACGAGCUUGGUAUUAAUUUCGAACAUAUAAAAUCAAAGAGUUUGGCAGUCCUAAAUCCACUUAGAACGGUUGACAAGGACAUAAUGACCGAUACUGAUUUGGCUGGACCACUUUUGUUUUGCUUAAUAUUUGGCACUGGAAAAGUUCAUUUUGGAUAUAUUUAUGGGGUCGCUUUACUCGGAUGUGUUUCCAUUUACAUGAUACUGAAUCUUAUGAGUGAGUCAGGAAUAGAUGGGUACCGAACGGCUAGUGUAUUAGGAUAUUGUUUAUUGCCAUUGGUACUAUUAAGUUGUGUUGGCGUUGUAGUACCUUUAAGUGGACCAAUUGGUCUUAUUGCAUCCGCUCUUGCAGUUAGUUGGUGUACAUAUUCUUCAUCCACAAUGUUUGUAACAGUAUUACAAAUGUCGGAGCAACGCAUUUUAGUAGCUUAUCCUGUGGGAAUGUUUAUAUAUGAAAAAUUUACAUGCAACCAUUUUUUAAAAAAAUUCCCGAUGUCCCAACCACAACAAAAUGUCAAAUCAUUCUGGCAAUCUUUCAAAUCAUUACCAAGGCGUACACGCAUUUAUCUUGGAUUAGGUGGAAUAGCGUUCGCUUUAGCUGGUGACCACCUAGCAAAAAUUCUGGAACAAAAAUAUCCGAAUACAAAUCCUUUGAUACCUGAUGACAGCAAUAAAACUUUGUCUUCACAAACACCGGUUGACGAGUUUAAACGUUUCUAA
Molecule: messenger RNA, 882 nt
Organism: Cetraspora pellucida
Lineage: Eukaryota; Fungi; Glomeromycota; Glomeromycetes; Diversisporales; Gigasporaceae
Source: the annotation of a GenBank genome assembly